Messenger RNA from Lodderomyces orthopsilosis Co 90-125, 1572 nucleotides. RefSeq names its product allantoate permease family MFS transporter. The transcript has a single exon. The record is from RefSeq and is a predicted model, not a curated record. NCBI's taxonomy places the organism in Eukaryota, Fungi, Ascomycota, Pichiomycetes, Serinales, Debaryomycetaceae. Gene Ontology annotation, biological process: tripeptide transport; transmembrane transport; allantoate transport. Bases 1 to 1572 code for a protein of 523 amino acids. Gene Ontology annotation, cellular component: plasma membrane. Gene Ontology annotation, molecular function: dipeptide transmembrane transporter activity; allantoate transmembrane transporter activity.
AUGGGAGACAAAAUAGAAUUACAACCAUCGGUUGAACCCGUUGUUUCAAUUACCAAGGAGGACUUGGAGGACAAAAACAAGCAUGUUUUGACUACGAUUGUGUCACCUGGAGGAAAGAAGAUUGAGAUUACAAACAAUGUUGACGUGGCAAUGAGAUUUGCAAUCCAACAUAAGGGCGAACUUAAAGAAUUGGAUUCAGCUACCGAUAAGAGAAUUUUGCGCAAAAUCGAUAGGUAUUUACUUCCAAUUUUGUGUUUGUUAUAUUGUUUCCAGUUCAUGGAUAAGUUAACUACAAGUUACAGCGCGAUCCUAGGUUUGAGAGAGGAAUUGGGCAUGGUUGGAGACAUGUACAGUUGGACAGGAACAUCUUUCUAUAUUGGAUACUUGUUUUUCGAAUUUCCUGCGUCAUUACUACUUCAAAGGUUUCCCGUUACCAAGACUGUUGGUGCGUUUAUCAUCACCUGGGGCACCAUUCUUGCAUUGUGUUCUGUCCCGCGGUACCCUGGUUUCAUUGCGUUGAGAACUAUUUUGGGUAUGCUUGAGCUGUCCGUUACACCUGCAUUUGCGAUUAUCACUUCCCAGUGGUACAAGAAAGACGAACAGUUUUUGAGAACGGCUUGCUGGUUUGCAUCGAACGGGCUUGGCACCAUUAUUGGCCUGUCCAUAGCCUAUGGUUUGUAUGGAAACCAAAACAGCUAUAGUUUACCCGCUUGGAAGUUAGUAUUUGUUGUGACUGGUGUCUUGACAAUCUUUUUGGGAUUUCUUAUCAUUGUUCAUGUGCCUGAUACCCCAACAAAAGCAUGGUUUCUUUCUGAAGAGGAGAAAAUUUUGGUUGUUGAAAGGAUUAGGUCCAAUCAACAAGGAUUUGGUAACCCAAGGUUCAAGAAAGCGCAAUUUAUUGAAGCCCUAACUGAUCACCGCACAUGGCUAUUCUUUUUUUUCUCCGUAUUUCAAAUGAUUCCCAAUGGUGGAAUUACAAGCUUUGGAACAAUAUUGUUGAAUGAACAAUUUGGUUUUGACACGGGAACAUCACUCUUGAUGUAUUUCCCAUCAGGCGUGGUUGAGGUUAUUGGAUGCAUUGGUUUUGCGUGGUCCUCGAGGUUUGUCAAGUCACGUAUGUUGGUUGCAAUAUUUUGUGGAUGUAUUACUGUAAUGGCAGGCUCGUUGUUGGCAUUUGCACCCACCAAUGAAGGUAAACUUGCGGGCCUAUAUUUGUACGAUCUUAGUAUCGUGUGUUUUAUUUGUAUAUUGUCACAAGUUGCUUCAUCAGUUGCCGGUCAUACUAAAAAGAUCACCGUCAAUGCGAUAUUCUUGAUUGGGUACUGUGUUGGAAAUUUGAUUGGCCCACAAACGUUUGUUGACAGCCAGGCGCCUGUCUAUGCUGGUGCCAAGAUUGCAAUUGUUGUGUGCAGUACUAGUGCACUCGCUUGUUUGGUGGGAAUUUACGUAUCUUACUACAUGGAGAACAAAAGACGUGAUUCAUUACCACCUGUAGAUAUGAGCCACUUUGAAAACUAUGAAUUUGCCGAUUUGACAGACAAGGAAAAUCCUAAUUUUAGAUACGCACUUUAG